Molecule: messenger RNA, 857 nt
Organism: Diceros bicornis minor
Lineage: Eukaryota; Metazoa; Chordata; Mammalia; Perissodactyla; Rhinocerotidae
Gene: GPX1
Product: glutathione peroxidase 1
Exons: 2
Biological process (GO): response to selenium ion; response to hydrogen peroxide; hydrogen peroxide catabolic process
Cellular component (GO): mitochondrion; cytosol
Molecular function (GO): glutathione peroxidase activity
Source: RefSeq, a predicted model, not a curated record
CCUCGGCUCUUAGGCGGCAGUUCGUCCUUUUUUUUUCUGACGUCUACGCCAUGUUUGCCGCUCAUCUCGCGUCUGUGGCUCCGCGCUCAGUGUAUGCCUUCUCUGCUCGCCCGCUAGCCGGCGGGGAGCUCGUGAGCCUGGGCUCCCUGCGGGGCAAGGUGUUGCUCAUCGAGAAUGUGGCGUCGCUCUGAGGCACAACGGUCCGGGACUACACCCAGAUGAACGAGCUGCAGGGGCGCCUUGGGCCCCGCGGCCUGGUCGUGCUCGGCUUCCCAUGCAACCAGUUCGGGCAUCAGGAGAAUGCCAAGAACGAAGAGAUCCUGAAUUCGCUCAAGUACGUCAGACCCGGCGGCGGGUUCGAGCCCAACUUCACGCUCUUCGAGAAGUGCGAGGUGAAUGGGGCACAAGCGCACCCGCUCUUCGCCUUCCUGCGGGAGGCUCUGCCAGCGCCCAGUGACGACACGACUGCGCUCAUGACCGACCCCAAGUUCAUCACCUGGUCUCCAGUGUGCCGCAACGACGUCGCCUGGAACUUCGAGAAGUUCCUGGUGGGCCCGGACGGUGUGCCUGUGCGCAGGUACAGCCGCCGCUUUCCGACAAUUGACAUCGAGCCCGACAUUGAAGCCCUGCUGACCCAGGGGUCCAGCUGUGCCUAGGGCGCCCCCUCUACUCCUGCUGCUUGGCAGUCACAGUGCUGUCCUCCGGGGAUUUCAUCCAUGACGGUGUUUCCUUUAAACCUGCAUGAGGAACGCCUGAUGUCCAGGAAAAUCCUCUGAGAUGGGCGACUGUCCUGUGUAUCCCAGCCUGCUCUCUCAGACUACGACUUCUCACUAAUAAAGUGCCAGGUGUCAACAGAA